Messenger RNA from Gadus macrocephalus (Pacific cod), 4583 nucleotides. It is a transcript of the gene septin4b, whose product is annotated as septin 4b. The coding region runs from base 1211 to 2920 and encodes 569 amino acids. The transcript has 13 exons. Gene Ontology annotation, molecular function: molecular adaptor activity; GTP binding; GTPase activity. Gene Ontology annotation, cellular component: synaptic vesicle; cell division site; microtubule cytoskeleton. Lineage: Eukaryota; Metazoa; Chordata; Actinopteri; Gadiformes; Gadidae. The record is from RefSeq and is a predicted model, not a curated record. Gene Ontology annotation, biological process: regulation of exocytosis; cytoskeleton-dependent cytokinesis.
AUUUAAGAGAGACUUAAUGAGGAAUGCAAGGAGACACAGGAGAAUUCCUGUCCCUUUGCCUUAGGCCAAGUAAUGAACCUUUUGGCUUACAUGUUAAUAACCUUUUAAUCCCCUCAUUCAAAUGAACAACUCCAUUCCCUUACAUUGAGUGAUUUAAAAGCUCCCUUUGGUCAGCCACCUCAUUAGUUUCACUGGCUCUAGCUAGCCACCCUGAACCCAACUGCAGGUUUUCUGGCAACACCAAUGUCGACGGCCAGUUUCAGUGGUUUUGGGCUGAAACGAGACCCGUUUGAAUAGCUCCUGCAGAAGGUACUCAAACCGUUUCAAGAAAGUCUGGAGCAAAGUGGAAAAGUUUGACUGUGGAAAACCUAUAAACAGUGUAAAGCUUUCCUCUACAUCCAACUGUUUGUAAUCCACAGUUGUAAGCAACUCUGGUGAAUAGAACGCCGGUCCUCCCCUCUCAGGAAGUGGGUAGAUGGCACGGUAAUCCUGAGGUCGGCUGCUUCAGAGGACUCGUUGCCAGGCAUACCAAGUAGCUCAGAUGGAUGUUCUUCUAUGGUCUGGGCUGGAUGAUGUCAUGGCCACUGGUGCUCUCUGUUACAGAUGGCUCCGUUCUCGUGCGUUGGGAGUCUCUGUUCAUGGGGCUCGGUUUGUUGGUUUUAUUAGGGAGUCCAUUACAUCCCCUGCCCCCCAUGCAGACAAUGAUCCAACACCUUUUUCGGGUUUUGGUCGGCAUUCAUGAAGAAUUCUUAAAUAAACGAUGUGAAGCCUGAAUGAAGCGUAAACCUUUAGUCUGAGUAAAAUCAGUUCAACCACAGGACAAACAUGGGAUAUGAGAACAAUGAGACCUCGGGAAAGACCUCCGGGAUUCUGUGGGCAUUUAGCCAACUCUUUGCCAUAAACAUGCCGGCCAUUGUAAAAUGCAAACACUAUUGGUUAAACAUCUAUACAACAGGCUUAUGGCAAAUGUAAAGCAAUACAGCAAUAAUCCAACGAGUGACUCAGUCAUAAAUCAACUUUGACCAAAAAUGUCCCAAUCAUUUUAAAUGAAGCAUCAAUUGUGUAUGUGCCCGUCUAGCUUCUCCUGGUCCUGGGUCUGGGCUGAGUUUGUGAAUGACAGUGAACCACAGUGUUACAUCAAUGCAGACAUGGGCCCUGGGGCAGUGAUUGAGCUCAAUGGGCUGAAGGACACUGUGACCUGCUGGGAUGGAUGGGGGGGGGUAUAAAAGGUUUAUGGGCUCUGUUCUUCUUCUGGUUUGGGCUCCUGCAGUGUGAAUACAGACCAGGUUCCACAGAGCUGAGCAGACAAGUUGUUCUAAACAGAGAGCGCCGUGUAGGUAAGGUGUGCUGGGCAGAGUGCACCGAGGCCCCGGUUGCAAUGGAGGAGAGCGAUCAUGAAGCCCUCUCCUCUUCUGAUGAGCAGGACUCUGGCCCUGACUUUCCUCCUCCACCCCUGCACCACCACCACCACCAACAGCACACUGGGAACCAUGACUUUGAACAGCCGUUGAGUCCUUCGGAGGAUUAUGAGCUGGAGAGCAUCAUGGGGGGCCACCACCUACCCCACCCCCCCCAGGAGGGGCACCAUGACCUUGUGGGCCCCCACCACGCCAUCGACCUCUGUGACGCAGACAGGGAAUGCGAGGGCCUGGAUCGCCCGCACACCCCGUCUUACCUGCGGCCCCCCGUGGCGGGCAGCUCAGACUCGGGCUCCAGCCCCGUGUUGUCGUACGACGGGGGGGCGGAGGACUAUGACUUGCCUUCCCCUAACUGCCCCUGCAGGCCAAAGAGCCCCUGGAACCGAUUUGACCCCUAUGAGUCUACUGAGGAUCAAGACAAAGAAUAUGUGGGUUUCGCCACUCUGCCAAACCAGGUGCACCGCAAAUCCGUCAAGAAGGGCUUUGACUUCACACUCAUGGUUGCAGGAGAGUCAGGCCUGGGUAAGUCUACCCUGGUCAACAGCCUCUUCCUCACAGACCUCUAUAAGGACAGGAGGCUGCUGAACGCCGAAGAGCGAAUCAUGCAGACGGUAGAGAUAACCAAGCACACGGUGGACAUAGAGGAGAAAGGAGUCAAGCUGAAGCUCACUAUAGUGGACACUCCAGGCUUUGGGGACGCGGUGAACAACACAGAAUGCUGGAAGCCAGUGGCUGACUACAUUGACCAGCAGUUUGAGCAGUACUUCAGGGACGAGAGCGGCCUGAACCGCAAGAACAUCCAGGACAACCGGGUGCACUGCUGCCUGUAUUUUAUCUCACCAUUUGGACACGGUUUGCGGCCUCUGGAUGUGGAGUUCAUGAAAGCUCUGCAUGAAAAGGUCAACAUCGUCCCCGUCUUGGCCAAAGCCGACACGCUCACCCCCAUGGAGGUCCGGAGGAAGAAAAUCAAGAUCCGAGAGGAGAUUGAGCAGUACGGCAUCAAGAUCUACCAGUUCCCCGACUGUGACUCUGAUGAGGACGAGGACUUCAAGCAGCAGGACCAGGAGCUGAAAGACAGCAUCCCGUUUGCUGUGAUCGGCAGCAACACGGUGGUGGAGGCCAAGGGCAAGAGGGUGCGUGGGCGUCUGUACCCGUGGGGUAUCGUUGAAGUGGAGAACCAGUCCCACUGUGACUUCAUCAAGCUGCGCAACAUGCUUGUGCGCACACACAUGCAGGACCUGAAGGACGUGACGCGGGAGACCCACUACGAGAACUACCGGGCCCACUGCAUCCAGAGCAUGACCCGCAUGGUGGUGAAGGAGCGCAACCGCAACAAGCUGACGAGGGAGAGCGGCACGGACUUCCCCAUCCCACCGGCGGGCGGGGGGGUUGACGGCGAGACGGAGAAGCUCAUCCGAGAGAAAGACGAGGAGCUGCGGCGAAUGCAGGAGAUGCUGACCAAGAUACAGGAGCAGAUGCACACGCAGAGAGACGCCUACUAACCGGGACCACUUGAAGCUCCAGUCCCCUGUGUCUCCCAUCCAACCACGUUCGGGAGAGAAGACCUUCUCAACAACACAUUCAGGGACAAAGGACGUCUGUCCCUUGGUUCCAUUCAGCUGUCUCCCGUUUUCUUCCAUCCUCAACUCAUUGCAUCUGCAUAUCAGGGACCAGGUGAGGAGACGCAGAGAGUAAGACACAUUCCAGCUCAGUGUAGUUAACACACACACACACACACACACACACACACACACACACACACACACACACACACACACACACACACACACACACACACACACACACACACACACACACACACACACACACACACACACACACACACACAUUUAAAAAUGAGACAAACAAAUCUUAAACUCAACAUAACAUUAUGUUGUGUGAUCUACAGGUCUGGUAACUUAAUAACACAUUUUCCCACUCACGGUGUGAAGUUUACAGCUAAAAGUAAAUGAACGGUGAACUGCAUAGUUAUUUUUAAGCAUGUUUUCCCCCUUGUUUGUUUUUUCAUUUGUCUAUGUCCAUGAGCAGAUUAUAAUGUAAUUUAAUUUUGUAUUAUAUAGUACCUUUUUAUGAUCAAAAUAAUGCAGUUAUCUUGGAUUUAUUUGAAUACACAAACUAUGUGGCCUGUGAUAGCCUGAUGUACGAAUGGAUAUUUCGUUUUCUUUUUUAUCUACAAUGUUUUGUCUAAUUUAGACUUUGUUAUAGUUAAUUAUUAUUGUUUUAGUUUUAGUUAAUUAUUAUUAGUUAAUUAUUCCAUGUCUAUCUGUGACCCAAAAGUGAUCUUUAUUUGGUUUUGGCUUUACACUUUUUAAGACAUGGCCCAUUUUUGUUGUUUAUUUUUGCCUGUGAGGGUGGGUCACAUCAUCUGCUAUCAAGACAACUAAUUAUAUGAAUUGUUUAGGAAGAUAUUUUAUUUAAGGGAAGACAUGCGAUCAUAAAAACAAACAAACAUUACCCUUUAUCUCAAGGUAAUAAUUGUCAUUAUUGGCCCACACACAUGAAACAAUAAAUUAAUUAUAUAUAUAUAUAUAUAUAUAUAUAUAUAUAUAUAUAUAUAUAUAUAUAUAUAUAUAUAUAUAUAUAUAUAUAUGCACACACAAACACCUUCUAUUUUCAUACAUACCAAUGUUAUAAGGUUAUAUGUUUUGUGCCAAAGCAAGCAAUGGAUGUUAAUUGUUAGUAUUGAUAGUAAAUUUCCAGCCCCUUGUUCACAACGGUAUGUAUGUAUGUGUAAAAACAAAUUUUUCAUUAUUGGUAUGGCUGCCCUUGUUUGGUUUCUUCUGGGGGCUAAUUUUAUUUUGUGUACACAUUUCCCAACACAACCUAAAUGACUAUCAAAUAGAGAAAGUAAGACUUUGUUUCCUAUUUUUAAAUAUUUUGCUUCUAUCACUACUUUUGUGGAAUAUAUUUAUGUAAUAUAUAACUUUAUAUGUGGGGUGGAUGGAGAGGGUGUUAUCUAAGUUCUAAUAUUCUAAUUUUUAACAAGGAAUAUACUUUCAUGUCUUUAAUAAGUCAGGCAAUGUGGCACCCAUACAUUGAGUGAUUAUAUUGUGUGUGUGUAUAUAGGCAAACAGGCGAAUGGCACACCCCAUAAUUUUUAUACAAACACAUCCAUUGUUCCUAAUAAAGUUGGGGUAGUUUUGA